AUGAGCAAAGGCAGCCUCUACAGAAUGCCUGCCCUGAGGAAUGCCUUUCUGUCUGAAAUUGGCAUUGGGAUCUUGGCCAACACUGUCCUCCUCCACGUCCAUGUUUUCUCAUUCCUCUUUGGACACAGACCCAAGCCCAUGGACCUGCCCAUUGCUCUCCUGGCCCUGACCCACCUGCUGUUGCUGCUCAUGGGCUUCAUAGCUACAGAAGUCUUUAUGUCUCUCUGGAGAUUCUGGGAUGAUGUCACCUGUAAAGCCGUCAUCUACCUGUACAGGCUGAUGAGGGGCUUCUCCAUCUGCACCUCCUGCCUGCUGAGUGUCUUUCAGGCCAUCACCCUGAGCCCCAGGGGCUCCCCCUUGGCAAAGUUCAAACCCAGGUCCUCACAGGACAGCCUGAGACCCCUCCUUUUUCUGUGUGUCUUGUACAUGUCCAUUAGUAGCCACCUCUUAGUCUCCAUCGUCGCCACCCCCAACUGAACCUCAGGGGAUCUGAUGUACGCCACCGAAUCCUGCUCCGUUUGGCCCAUCACUUACUAGAUCCAGCAGAUGGUGUUCACCCUGUUUACCUUCCGGGAAGUCUUCCUCAUGGGGCUCAUGGCCCUCUCCAGUGGGUACAUGGUGGCCCUCCUGUGCAGGCAUAAGAGGCAGUGCCAGCACCUACAAAGCACCAGCCUGUCACCAAGAGCCUCCCCAGAACUGAGGGCCACCAGGACCAUCCUGCUGCUCAUGGGACUCUUCAUGCUCAUGUCCAUGUUGGACUACAUCAUUUCCUCCUCGAGAAUUAUAUGGAACAAUGACCAAAUUCUUUAUUGCAUCCAGAUAUUUGUGGCUCAUACCUAUGCCACAAUCAGUCCUUUGAUGUUCAUCUGCACUGAAAAACUCAUAAUUAAUUUUUUCAAGUCCCUAUGGGGAGGUCCUUAA
Molecule: messenger RNA, 921 nt
Organism: Urocitellus parryii (Arctic ground squirrel)
Lineage: Eukaryota; Metazoa; Chordata; Mammalia; Rodentia; Sciuridae
Source: RefSeq, a predicted model, not a curated record